GAGCAGAGGACUAAUAAUACCCCUGUGCUGGAGCUACAGCGAGCUGCAGACCCAAAGCCCAGGUCCCAGAGAGUCAAUGAUGCUCCUGUUGGAGAUGGGGAAGAGUUCUUCAGACCCUCCUCGGACAUGGUUCAAGUGUGGCAAGACCUGGAGAUGGAGGAGGUCAAUGGGACCCUUGAGGAACCCAAGGGUUCCAAUGGUACAGAGGAAAUUGUCCAUCCCAGAUCACAUCUAUCCCGGAAGGGGGGAACCAGCAGAAAUGGCCCUGAAGCUGAGUACAUCGAGCCCAUGAGGAUCCUGGAGGAGUCAAACAUGGGCAGUGUCUCAGAGGAAUCCCCAGUCCAAUUACCCAUCACAAUCGCCCCAGACCCCUUCUCAGGGCAUGAGUCCUGCAAGAAUAAGACUCCCAAGUCCUGGGAGAGAGGCGGGGUCAGUGACGCUCCACUCCCCAGGAUAAUCAGUCUGUGUUCAGGGGUAGAGGAGGACCUGAUCCUGCAGGACAUGGAGAAGAUGAAGAACAAGGUGUUCCAGCUGGCCCGCCAGUACAGCCAGCGCAUCAAGAACAGCAGGCCUGUGGUGAGGCAGAGAAACAGGGAGGCUGAGAAACACCUUGCUCUCAAGAACCUGCCAGCUGUCUACGAGGAGAAGGUCCAAAAGAGAGACUGGGGUAGAGCUAACCUGAUGAUGUCACUCAACUCCUAUGAGCAGGUGGUCGUGCAUGAGCUGAGGAGCCCAAGCCCAGCCCCAAGCCUCAGUUCUGGGGCCAGCUCACGGGUCAUGUCCCCUUGUCCCAACGGUCCUCCGAGCCCAGUGCAGACAGAGAUUUUCCACUGGCCAGAUGUCCAGGAGCUGCGCUCUAAAUACACUAACCCCAGGCUGGACCCGGGUUCCUCCCACGCCUCACCUGUCAGUCGUAGCUGCUCCGUCCCAGAGAGGAUGGAGAGUUGCACUGAGGGGUUCAGCACCUCAUGGGGCCCCACUGGCUAUUCAUCCAGCUCCAACGGCUCCACAGAAAUUAACAGUGCCCUAACAGACUCCCUUGAGACUACGUCAUCCAUGGCCCACCGGGGUGGUGGCUCUGUGGGGAAGGCUAAGCCCCAGCCCCCGCUGCGCAGGUGGAACUCUUUGGAUCACAUGCUGGGAACACUGCCUCUACAUGAACUGCAAAACCUCCAGGUGCCCACGAGGAGCUGUUACGUGGCUGGUCAGACCACCCUGCCCAACGAGCACAAGGUUAUUAUAGUGGAGAGGGUUCCUGGCGCAAGGCCAGUGGAGACUGGAGGGAAGGAGAGAGUAGAGGAGCAAGGAGCUAAAGGAAAGGGCCAACUCAAAAUCUUGAAAAGCCUCGACUACCAGUACUGUGCCAAGGGGUCUCCACUGACUUCAGGCAAAAAUACUGAGGGUAGUCUGGUAAAAAACUUACGGGUGAAAUUCCAGAACUUGGGUUCAACAACACAUGAACACUUGAAAACUGUAAAGACCAUGCCUAUUUGAUUGCAAUCUGUAAAUCAUGAAACAAGCCUUCUCUUACCUAAAUAUGAAAUUGACAUUGAUACAUAUGAAUAUUGUCCAGUAACAACUGCUACUGUUUUAUGAUUUCCAAAAUUAUUUUCUACUUCCUUUUUGUCCGUGUUAUCUUUUCAGUUACUGGUAUGAUUUGUGGUAAUGUAACCUCUGGUGUUAUCUACAAGGGAUAUUGAACUGUCAAGAGAGCACCCCAUGGGAAAUGAUGUUGUGACUUUGUAAAAUGUGUAAAUACGUGUACAUUUGUCUUGUUCUUACACCAUCAUGAAAUCUGUAUAUGUAAAGAGAAUGAGUAUGAAACUGGUUUUGUUUAAUAUUUGAGGAAAAAAAACGUCAGCGUAUUAGAGCGUAGAUCUGUCCAGAUUACCACUUUCCUUUUUUUUGCUGGAUCACUUAGAAUAUUUUCUCCCACAAUGCAAUGGUCACCCUCCAUUUGUGAUUCAAGUGUGAGGGUCAUAAGCAAGGAAAUGGUGAAAAGAGAUUCGGGGAAUGAACAAUUAAUAUAUAAAGGGGAGUAAAUCUGGAAGGCUGUGCCACCAUCUAAGUGAUUACUGCAGAUUUACAGCCAAGACGGCGCCAUUAGGACUUGCUCAUCCCUAUUUGACCUUUGACCAAAGUGUUUAUCCCUUAGUUUUGUCAUAAUGGGAGAUAUAUGGUCUGUGCUGUCUACUAUUCAGCCCACUGUGCCACAUCUAGCACUAUCAUUGUUUUCAUACAUCACUGGAACUGUUUUUCUGAUUCUUAUAUAUUUCCCUUGUUAUUUAUAAAAUGAUCAUCGUCUUCAUACAAAUAUUGACCAAUAGUUGUAGACUUUUCCAAUCCAGAAACUGCGCAGAAUAAUUUAAUGCUUGAAAUGGCUUAUAUUCUCAAUAAAAUCAGAUAUUAAAUGUACAUAAUUAUUUGUGGUUCCUUUUGUCAGUAGGAAAAAUGAUCUAAUAUGAAAAAUGAAUGAAGGCAUGUUUUUGGUUGCUUGUAAAUUUUUUUGACUUUUUUUGGAAGUAGGCUACAUACCGGCCGUAACGGGAGUAAAUUAAGAUGAUAGCUCAGCGAAAGUCCAUAUUUGAACAUAUUUUGACAUAACGGUUGCAGAGCUGUAAUGGGAGUUUGAAUCUUAGCUUCCUGGGCAUUAGAGAGGAGACUCGUCAUACUAAUUGUAGACAUCUUUAACAGAUACUGUGGCAGAUGAAACCUGGUUUGUAUGUCUGAUAUGAUCCCAUUAGGCUGUGUCUAGACUUGACAGUUCAUACAGCUUCUGAUCAUUGAGUUCUGAUCAUGGAAUUCCGAAAGUGUCAUGCAUCUAUACACUUACAUUUACACUGAACAAAAAUAUAAACGCAACAUGUAAAGUG
Coregonus clupeaformis (lake whitefish) is the source of this 2873-nucleotide messenger RNA. Its product is annotated as pleckstrin homology domain-containing family G member 3-like. The transcript has 2 exons. The record is from RefSeq and is a predicted model, not a curated record. Lineage: Eukaryota; Metazoa; Chordata; Actinopteri; Salmoniformes; Salmonidae. The coding region runs from base 127 to 1494 and encodes 455 amino acids.